GCAAGUAGACCCGGUUGGAGGAGGAAGAAGGCGGGAGGCAGCGGCUGGCUGGCUGGACGGACGGACGGACCCACGAACAGGUUGGCUGUUGCUUGUCGCCGGCGCCUGCCCAGCUCAGAGACACUGCCAUCGCCAUGAGCGAAACAGCCGACGCCCGCGACUACGUCUCCCGCCGGGAGAUCCCGCAGCUUUUUGAGAGCAUGUUAACGGGCCUCAUGUACUACCGGCCAGAAGACCCAGUCAGUUAUCUGGAGCACUGCUUGCAGAAGGUCCGGGAGUUGGGUGGACCCAAGAUGGUGCAAUGGGAUACUUUCAUCACUCAGGAACAACGGGCCAUGCACAGCAAUGGCAGCAGUGGGCAAGGCAAGAAAACCGUCUUCUACACAGGACUAGGCUUGGCACCAUACAACCAGUACCAGCACCUACCACCCAUUGAAAGCCAGUUCUCCAUUGAGAGUGACUCAGAUAUGACAGAAUUCACUGGCCUGAUCCAAGAAUAUGAUGUAUUUGUCCCUGGUCAACCUCGUCCUAAGAUCAUAUUUGUAAUAGGGGGCCCUGGGAGCGGGAAGGGGACUCAGAGCAAUAGGAUUGCCUCCCAUUUUGGAUUCACCUGCAUCUCUGUUGGUGAGAUCCUGCGCAAGCAGAUGAUUCAUCAUGCCAAUAGUGACCGAAAGUGGGAGCUGAUUGCCAAGAUCAUCGCCAAUGGGGAGCUGGCCCCACCGGAAACAACAAUCGAGGAGCUGAAGCAACAAUUUAUAAAGCAGCCAGAUGCGAAAGGCUUUGUGGUGGAUGGCUUUCCCCGAGACAUUGGCCAGGUGUUAACGUUUGAGGAGCAGAUCGGCUCCCCAGAUCUUGUCGUCUUCCUGGCCUGCCCCAGCCAGAAGCUCCGGCAGAGGCUAGAGAAGCGUGCCCAGGAGCAGGGCCGCCUAGACGACAAUCCCCAUGCCAUUGGGCGCAGGCUGGAGACAUUCAAGCAGAAUGUGCCACUGAUAGUGAAGUAUUACCAAGAAAAGGGAACCAUUGUCCGGUUUGCUGCAGACAGAGAGGAGGAGGAGAUUUUUGAAGACAUUGGCUCCUAUGUUCAGCAGCGGCUGCACCUGGAAAGGAUGGAGUUUCCAGAGUCUCCGCUGCUGGCGUCGUUGGACAAUCUGUUUAGCCCCAGCCAAGACUCUCCGAAGGAAGAACAGAACUGGGGGCAGGCAGAAGAACUCUUUGUCCCAGAAUUUUUCAGGAUGGCAGCUGAAAAAUUGAAAAACCACAAGAUCAUCUUUGUAGUUGGUGGGCCUGGCUCAGGAAAGGGGACACAGUGCGAGAGGAUUGUUCAGAAGUAUGGUUACACCCACCUAUCCACUGGCGACCUCCUGAGAGCAGAGGUCAGCUCUGGCUCAGACAGGGGGAAGAAACUGUCGGCCAUCAUGGAGAAGGGAGAGCUGGUCCCACUGGACACCGUCCUGGACAUGCUGAGGGACGCCAUGGUGGCCAAGGCAGACAGCUCCAAGGGUUACCUGAUUGAUGGCUACCCCCGGGAAGUGAAGCAAGGCGAGGAGUUUGAGAAGAAGAUCGCACCCCCAACAUUGCUGCUCUACGUGGACGCUGGCAAGGAAACAAUGGUGAAGCGCCUGCUGAAGCGCGGGGAGACGAGCGGACGAGUCGAUGACAACGAGGAGACAAUCAAGAAGAGGCUGGAGACGUACUACAAGGCCACGGAGCCUGUCAUUGCCUUCUAUGAGAAAAGGGGCAUUGUCCGUAAGCUUAAUGCCGAAGGCUCAGUGGACGACGUGUUCCAACAGGUCUGCACUCACCUGGAUGCCCUGAAGUAAAAUCGCAGGCAAGAGCACCUGUUGAUUCUCCACCCCCACCCUCCCCCUCCCCCACAGCUCCCUCCUCUCUCACUCUCUUCCCCACCACCAGUGAAUCUCCGUCCCUGAUGCCUCUCCCCCUUCCCACUCAAUCUUGCCUCAGAUCCAUGCAGAGGAGCCCCCUCUUUGCCUCCCCACGUGAGCCUCUCUAGUCCCCCUCCUCUCGCCUGCUUCAUCUCCGAUUUCAUCUCAGGGGUUGUGACAGCGGAAGUGGUGUUAUCCUGUUUUCGUGGACGGAGCCUCGUUGGAGGAAAUUUCAAGGACAUUAUGUUUGCCUCCCUAAACUUCUCUCCAAAGUAAAGUUCACUUUCAUGAGCUGAGAUGUUAUUUUUUUUUUAUCUUUUACCCCCUUCCCCCCUUCUUCUUCUUUAACAGGAAAAGCUCUCAUGUUAUGUUCAGAGGUUGAUUAAGGGCAGGAAACUGCAUGUUUAUCCCACUGCAGAGUAUCCAGAGAAGGAGAUCUUAUUUUCUCUGGAUGAGUGGCAUGUAAAAUGAGGCUGCAAAGGGGACGUUCUCUGAUCCUAGUAAUUCAGUGGAAUGUCAGAGAAAAGCUAAGGCUGGGUCAUGAUCUUUUAAAAACCCAGAGCCUGCUUUGAAAAUGCAGCUAGAGGUUUCACCAUACAAUGCAGGAUAACAGCACCUGUCUGUUGCAAAUAUAAACACAAAUAUUAGUCAAAAUAACUUGUCACAUGGAAGGUGGGACAUAAGAACUUAAAGUGCUUGGCUUGCAACAUGUGGCAGUGGAUGGUUAUAACAUGCUUUCUACCCAUUGUUUGAGAUAACCAUCUUUAGUGAAGACCAACACUUUAUAAUGCUCUGAAAUGAUUGGCUGAUGUUUCUCAUCAAUGGCAGGAGAGGUGCUGCUGAUAACUGGGAAUCUCUCUCCACCCUUUGAAAUGUAACUCAAUAAAUCACUUUGUAAAAAUGUGUAAUUAGGGGAAACUGCGUACAAAAUGUGUGUAUUGGGAUAAAUCUGCACUAAAAUGCUGAAGAUUUUUUGAUGGGGGCUUUAAUCUAAAAACUUGCAAACUGAUGUGAUGUGAAAAUGAAUUUGCAAUGUGGUAGAGGCAGGGAAUGAGAACCCAAGAGAACCAAAAGUGGCAGAUUUUCCCAUCCCUAUUUGGUUUACAGAUGCACCCUCUGAAUGCCGUAUUUCUGCUUCUACAAGGAAAGCUGCUCCACCCCAGGGCAAGAAACCCCUGUGGUUUUUCUGUGGUUACUUGAUAUCAGGGCUUUUUUUUCAGCCAGAACUUACCAGAACUCAGUUCCAGCACCUCUCAGAUGGGCACCAUUGCCAUUCUAAGAGAACAUGUUGAGUUCUGGCACCUCUUUUUCUAGAAAAAUAGCACUGCUUGUGCUAUAGCACGGCAAGGUGGCAUAGAGGAAGGGGGUGGGGUCAGAUACUUAAAGGACUUUUGCACAGGCCCAUGAUGAAAAUUGGCACAAAUUCCCCCAUACACACAUGUAUACGGAUAGACACUUCUGGGAAAUUAAGUUGGUUAGCUUGGUAACCUGCUACUCUAUGAGCAAAGCUUUUUUUUUUUUUUUAGUUUUAAAGGUGGGGAUGUGGACAGGGGACCCACUGCCUGGGGUUUGGGGACCCCUGGGCCAUCUCCUAUCAAUGCCCCUGCCCAGAAACACAACCAGAAAUAAGAGACCCAGUUUUUCAGUGGAUGAAAGGUGGUCUUUUUCCUCUAGCACAAUGGGAGGCUUUUAACGGCUUCGUGGGCUGCAAGUGAGAUCCUUGUGACCAAAUGCCCCUCAGUUCCCCACUCUCCAGACUGUAUACCUAGAAAGCAGCAUAUCAUGAGGGAAAACUUUGUUCUGUGUACAAUGGGGGUUGGCGGUCAAGCAGCAUUCCUUCAAGUAAGCCCCACCUAGACUCUGAAGUGGUAUAUCUCCAGUUGAAGACUGCUGGGCUUCUAAUAACAUAAUCACAGAAAAAUUAAGGGGAUCUUGUGUUACCCAUCCCAACAGAAAACUAAUUUGCAGUGAGAUUUCUUCCCUUGAAAGAAGGAGACAAACAGGCAUGUAAACUUUCAUUCUAGAGUGGGCUAUGAAAGGAGGUGGCUGGAGGCCAGGCAUCCCCUUGCCCCCAUUUCAUCCCUUACCACUUCAUUCCCUUAGCAGCCAUAAGCUACAGAUUGACAGCUUCUAUGUGCCUUUUUCUUUGGUCUGCUGAUGAAAAUAUUUUAGUAGGAGCCCAUCUCUGCCAGUCUCCCUUAUUUCUCUGUCUCUGUGGAUCGGGAAUGGGGGACUUGCUGGAGCCCAGCUCUCAUCAGCCCCAGGCAGCAAGGAUGAUGGGACUAGUAGUCCAGCAGUAUCUAGAGAGCCACAGGUUUCCUGUGUGAGCUGUAGGGAGACUUUGAAUCCAGAGUUCUUCAGCCUUGGGCCCCCAAUAUGGCUGGAUUGCAGCUCCCAUCUGCCCCAGCCAGCUUUCACCCAUGGUCAGGGAUUAUGGGAGUUGUAGUUCAACAACAUUUGGGGACCUAAGGUUGAAGAGCAUGGCUCUACGUCACAGGUGGAGCCUCUGGCCAUCUUUAUAUUACUGAACUACAACUUCCGAUAUCCCUGCCCAUUGGCCAUGAUGGCCUGGGCUGAUUGAGAGUUUGAGUCCAUCUGGAGGGUUGAAGGCCUCCCAUCCCCGCUCCCUAUGCUUUAGGGAGAGAGAGAUUUGGGAGUGGGGAGGGGUGGGACACAACUGAAGCCCGGGAUGGUGUACCUAAACUCGGGUGGGAUUUUGUAAUGUGAACACUGUGCCUCAUUUUCUUUCUCUCUGAUUACUGGAGCACUCCAAACUCACAGAUAGCAUUUCGCAUGCACCCUGAUGCGUUAUAACGGUAUCCAGUUCUUUUGUACAAUGAUUUCUAAUAUUUAUAUAAGUGGGGAGAGGGGGGAAGCCCCCCUGCAUCCCAUCCAAAGUCUUAAAGGCCCUCUGUCCACAGGCCUAAUGUCCGAAUGUAUUUAUCAUAUCAUUAUUAAAGAGUAAAAAACAUGGCAACCA
Molecule: messenger RNA, 4863 nt
Organism: Podarcis muralis (Common wall lizard)
Lineage: Eukaryota; Metazoa; Chordata; Lepidosauria; Squamata; Lacertidae
Gene: AK1
Product: adenylate kinase 1
Biological process (GO): ATP metabolic process; nucleoside triphosphate biosynthetic process
Cellular component (GO): cytoplasm
Molecular function (GO): AMP kinase activity; ATP binding; nucleoside diphosphate kinase activity
Source: RefSeq, a predicted model, not a curated record